CGGCCGAGACGGGGGUCAGGGAGGGGAUUGGGGCGCCCCCUCCCCAUCCUGGGGGCUUCCUACCCUCGAUCUGACAGUUCAGGUGGGGACAUCGGUUCCAGCGAUCGGGAUUUUUCGAGUAACCUGUGAAUGGAGCCCCAGAGUGCCUGCCCUCACCUGCCUGGGCCUCAACUUCCCCCCUUGCACAAUGGAGGUGACCAUCGCUGCCCUGCUGGCUACCAGCAGUGGCUGUGAGUGUGGUGGUGGAGGCGGCCUGUAGGAAGCCCUAGGGUGCUUUCACAGGCCCAGCCAUGGCGGGAGGGAGACCACACCUGAAAAGGAGCUUCUCCAUAAUCCCCUGCUUUGUCUUUGUGGAGUCAGUCCUGCUGGGCAUCGUGGUCCUGCUCGCUUACCGCCUGGAGUUCACGGACACCUUCCCAGUACACACGCAGGGCUUCUUCUGCUAUGACAGCACCUAUGCCAAGCCCUACCCAGGGCCCGAGGCCACCAGCCGAGCACCUCCCGCCCUCAUCUAUGCCCUGGUCACUGCUGGGCCCACCCUCACGAUCCUGCUGGGGGAGUUGGCGCGGGCCUUCUUUCCCACACCACCCUCAUCCAGCCCCGUCCUUGGGGAGAGCACCAUCAUUUCGGGGGCCUGCUGCCGUUUCAGCCCCCCACUGCGGAGGCUGGUCCGCUUCCUGGGAGUGUACGCCUUUGGCCUGUUCACCACGACCAUCUUUGCCAACGCGGGGCAGGUGGUGACUGGCAACCCUACGCCGCACUUCUUGUCCGUGUGCCGUCCCAACUACACGGCCCUGGGCUGCCCCCCGCCCUCUCCUGACCGGCCAGGGUCUGACCGCUUUGUCACCGACCAGGGAGCCUGUGCAGGGAGCCCCAGCCUGGUGGCCGCAGCACGCCGCGCCUUCCCCUGCAAGGAUGCGGCCCUCUGCGCCUAUGCGGUCACCUACACGGCGAUGUACGUAACCCUGGUGUUCCGCGUGAAGGGCUCCCGCCUGGUUAAGCCCUCCCUCUGCCUGGCUCUGCUGUGCCCCGCAUUCCUAGUGGGCGUGGUGCGUGUGGCCGAGUACCGCAACCACUGGUCCGAUGUGCUGGCUGGCUUCCUGACUGGGGCGGCCAUCGCCACCUUUCUGGUCACGUGUGUGGUGCACAAUUUCCAGAGCCGGCCCCCCUCUGGCCGAAGGCUCUCCCCCUGGGAGGACAUGGGCCCGGCGCCCACCAUGGAGAGCCCCCUCGAAAAGUUAAGUGUGCCCCAGGAACCCGAGGCCUGCAGGCCGCAUUCGACACCGGCACGGCUCACCCCAUCCAAGCCGCAGAACUGCGCCCGCCGUGGCCACCUGAUGCCCAGCUGCGUGUCCUCCAGGGCCCCGGCCAUGUGUUCGUCGCCCCGUGUGCCCCGCCCUCGGUUGAGGUCUGAGCCGACGCCCCUGCCCCUGCCCCUGCCCCUGCCCGCGCCCACCCCCAGCCAGGGCCCCUCGCCCUCCUCCCCUGGGCCUGGGGGUCCGGGGGGCGGCGGCGGGCGUGGCCGGAAGCUGCUGCUGCCCACGCCCCUGCUGCGGGACCUGUACACCCUCAGCGGACUCUAUCCCUCCCCCUUCCACCGGGACAACUUCAGCCCUUACCUGUUCGCCAGCCGCGACCACCUGCUGUGAGACCCCCACCCACCCGGAAUCGGCCCUUGUCCCCGUUACUCCCCUGCCGCGCGCGCGUGUGCCAUGUGAGUGCCAAAGCCCCCUGCCCCUAAACCUGCCAGGUCCGGACAGCAGGAGGUGGCUGGAAGGACGGCUGCGAGAACCGCAGAGCCGCGCCCUCCGGGACCUUCAGGGCUAGAACUGCAGGUGGGACCGUGCCCCUGGGAUUGGCCUUUUAAGGGCUACAACUUGACCCUAUUGGGCAAUGCCCAGCCAGUGAGAGUCUCCAGUUCCCAGAAUUCUCCCUCAAAAGGAGUUUAUUCCAACCAACCGGAGCCUCCCUCUCACUUCUUGGCGUCUUCAGGCAAUUGGGCAACUCGAGCCAGUGUUCGGUGUCUGACCCGCAAAUAGGAGGUCUGGCUUUCGGAAAGUCUAGAAUGGGUGGGUAUGAUUCCAGUCAAUGGGGGACCGCCCGAAUCUAGGCACGUGCGCACACAGGGGAACGGGGAGGGGUCGCCCUUUGUCACCAGGUCCUCACUCAGACUCUCCGAGUCCAGUUAGGGGCUGGAAGAAGGCUCCCCAAUAGCAAGGUCCUAGGGGUACCCAUUCCCUUCCACCGUGUACUCACAUCCAGUCCCUCCCAAUUCCCUACCUAAACAGGGCUUGCCCCAGUUGAGGUUUUGGGGUUCAGGGUGCUGUGUCUUCACUUGCCUGUGCCCAGGGCACUCCCCCAAACCCCUCCUUUUACUUAAUAGGGCUGCGGGGAAGGACUUUUUUUUUCUUGAAACCUGUCCCUCUUCACCUUGCCCACCUGCCCGGGCCUUACUCAGAUGUGCCAUCUUGGGGGUCAGAGGGGGCUCCCUCCCCUAAGCAGCCAAAGGCAGUGGGCAGAGGAGACACUGUCCCCCUUUCUGCCCACUCCUCAAGUUUAA
Molecule: messenger RNA, 2560 nt
Organism: Octodon degus (degu)
Lineage: Eukaryota; Metazoa; Chordata; Mammalia; Rodentia; Octodontidae
Gene: Plppr2
Product: phospholipid phosphatase related 2
Exons: 10
Coding region: 291-1649 (452 amino acids)
Biological process (GO): phospholipid metabolic process; phospholipid dephosphorylation; signal transduction
Molecular function (GO): phosphatidate phosphatase activity
Source: RefSeq, a predicted model, not a curated record